AUGCGGUCGAGUGACUUUUUUGAAGACUCCGAACCCGAGUUUGACUCAACGAAAAAUUCGAAUGGGACCGAUAUCACAGAAAAGUUUUUAUUCAUCACGUGGGGAAUCUUUUUUCUAUUGACGAUACCAUCAGUUGUAGUUUUCUCGAUCUUUCUUCCUACGAUGAAGUACCCUCUCGACGAACUUAAAAACACGAUAGUCAACAACAAAACAUUUGACUUGGCUAUUCAGCCGUCGAGUAUUAUCUUUGAUGGCAUCUUUGAUUUUUCAUGUAAUUCUGUCGAAGCGACAUCAGUCAUUGGUGCGAAUGUUAAACUCCAGAUAUCGGCUUCGAAUGCCGUUUUAAUCAAAACGCAUCGCUUUCAAACGGAUGGGGAGUGUUAUCGAUCUCUCGGAGGGACCAUCAAAUUGAAUAAAAAAUCGAUCUGUGACCCAUCGAAGCCCGAGAGCUUUUUGUUGUUUGGGUAUGAAGACAUGGAUAGUGAGAGUGGUCAAUUCAUCAUCGGGACUAAAAUCAGUGAGAUGACGGAGGACGAAAAGGAGAAUUUGAAAGAUUUAAUUCAAGUGAAUUCCUCAUAUAGUGUGAUGAAUUGGGAGUGUGACUCAGAAUUGAUGGCGAAUCAACCACUUGAUUGGUUUGAUUCAUUUAAUAAUAAUAGCGAUGUUAUUAAGAUCCAGUGUAAUACGAUGAAUCAGACAUUUGUAGUUGACGAUACUAAUAUCUGCUUCACAGCGUAUUUGAAAGGGAAAGAAGGCACUUCCAUACUAAAGUGCUUGACACGAAUAGAAGUUGAGAACGUCAUCUAUGUCCGUACUCCUAAAGAAGACGGCGGAUAUAUCACAAUGUCAUAUGAAGAAUAUAACCUCAUGUUGUCCUCAGACAGCCGAAUAUCAGCGAAUAUCUGCAAACUGGGGAAGACGAAAGAAAUGAAAGGUAAUUGA
Messenger RNA from Entamoeba invadens IP1, 942 nucleotides. RefSeq lists its product as hypothetical. The record is from RefSeq and is a predicted model, not a curated record. Bases 1 to 942 code for a protein of 313 amino acids. The transcript has a single exon. Lineage: Eukaryota; Evosea; Mastigamoebida; Endamoebidae.